Molecule: messenger RNA, 1031 nt
Organism: Linum tenue
Lineage: Eukaryota; Viridiplantae; Streptophyta; Magnoliopsida; Malpighiales; Linaceae
Source: the annotation of a GenBank genome assembly
AUGGGAUUCCUAUUUCUAGCACCACUACUUCUCCACUUCUCCACUCUCCUCCCCGCCGCCAAUUCCCAAAACCCAGAACCCACCACCAGCUUCACCUACAAUGACUGGAGUUCACGGUACCAAAUCCUGAGAGGCGUGGCGUCGGGGCUUCUGUACCUCCACGAGGAAUGGGAGCAGGUGGUUCUCCACCGCGACAUUAAGGCCAGCAACGUCCUCCUCGACGCCGAUCUCAACGGCCGGCUGGGCGAUUUCGGGCUCGCCAGGCUCUACGACCACGGGACCAACCCGCAGACCACGCACGUCGUCGGGACCGUGGGUUACCUCGCUCCCGAGAUGUCGAGGCUCGGGAAGGCGACCACGGCGACCGACGUGUACGCAUUCGGUGUGUUCAUGCUCGAGGUGGCGUGCGGGAAGCGCCCGAUCGACGCGCAGGCGCUUCCCGCCGAGGUGAUCCUCGUCGACUGGGUGAUCGAAUGCUGGAAGCGCGGCGCGAUUUGGGAGGCAGGGGAUCCGAAGCUGGCAGGGGAGUACGCGAGGGAGGAGAUGGCGGCGGUGCUGAAGCUCGGGCUGUACUGCUCGCACAACAUGCCGGCGUUUCGACCCAGCAUGAGGCAGGUAAUGCAGUACCUUGAUGGCGACUGCAACUUGCCCGACGUCCCGCUGGAGAGCUCGGGGAUCGGGGCGUUUGCGAUGGCAGGGAGGGAGACGACGGAGUUCGCCAUGUCGUCGUUCCCUUCCUCCGUCGUUGUCGGUAAGGACUACACCACCGUCGGCUCGUUGUCGAGUACGGAUUCCAUACUCCACGAUGGCCGGUGAGACGACGCGACGGAGGGGGCACUGAGCUUGAUUCUAUGUGUACAGAGUUUCGUACAUACAAAAUGAACCUCUUUAACGAUCCUAAGUCCUAAGUUCUGCACUAGCACCAACGCUGAGAUUUUGUUCUUCCUUUACAACCUAUGUUGUCACCUUUCCACAUUUCACUUACAGUGCCACGUACUCCUUCAAAUCCCUGCAAAUUCACCGUCAAUCCG